Messenger RNA from Sardina pilchardus (European sardine), 2087 nucleotides. Its product is annotated as hyaluronidase-5-like. Bases 293 to 1729 code for a protein of 478 amino acids. The record is from RefSeq and is a predicted model, not a curated record. Gene Ontology annotation, molecular function: hyalurononglucosaminidase activity. Gene Ontology annotation, biological process: carbohydrate metabolic process; hyaluronan catabolic process. NCBI's taxonomy places the organism in Eukaryota, Metazoa, Chordata, Actinopteri, Clupeiformes, Clupeidae. The transcript has 4 exons. Gene Ontology annotation, cellular component: acrosomal vesicle.
UUGUGAGGGCUUGAAGGAAGUGAUCCUCCUGAUAUGACGUGUGGUUUGUGUCCCAACAUGCUUACACUCGUGCCUGUCAUGUAACCUUAACUUCAAGCACAGUUCUAUCUGCACCUAUUUCAGGGUCAUCUAUUUAAGUGCAUCAACAAGAACAUUGAAGGCGGCAUUGCACAUGAUACGUCUGACAGUCCACAAAGAAAGAGAUUGACUGGGAGCACCGGAUCCAAAGAGUUCCAUCAAGACUCCAGACUCCAAAUCCACAAAUCAGGCACGGCAUAGACACAAGAAGGAAAUGAAGUCUCGCGUGUGUGGACUAUACGUUAUAAAUAUUCUCAUUCUCCUGACUGAGUUGCAGCUCGGCGGCACUCUGCCAAAGACGGCACCACCACUGGAGCCUGGUGCACCGUUUCUGUUGAUGUGGAACGCCCCGACUGAACUAUGCGGCUCGCGCUUCGACAUAGAGCUUGAUCUCUCCUAUUUCCAGUUUGUCAGUAGUACUCUCAAAACCGCCACCAACCAAAGCAUCUCUAUUUUCUACACGGACCGCUUUGGCCUGUUUCCCUACGUGGACGAGGAAACAGAGAAGUUCUACGACGAGGGCUUGCCUCAGCUGAUUGAUUUCAAAGAGCACCGUGAGCUGGCGGAGGACGACAUCCUCCACUACAUCCCCGGCAACCUCCCCGGCCUCGCCAUACUGGACUUUGAGGAGUGGCGCCCGCAGUGGAUACGAAACUGGGGAAGCAAAGACAUCUACAGAGAGAAGUCCAUCGAGAUCAUCAUGGAGAAGAACGUCUCCCUGACCUAUGAUGACGCCGAGGACAUUGCCAUCAGGGUGUUCGAGAGGGCAGCCAAGCGGUACUUCCUGAGGUCCCUGCAGCUGGGCAAGAGACUGCGGCCUAACCGGCGCUGGGGCUACUACCUCUACCCUGACUGCUACAACUACGACUACAACCGGGACAUGGUCCACUUCACGGGGGAGUGUCCGGCCAUAGAGAAGAAGAGAAACGACAACCUGUACUGGCUGUGGCAGGAGUGCAGCGCCCUCUUCCCCUCCAUCUACCUGGAGCUGGUGCUGAGGGAGUCCCCGCAGGCCCGGCUCUAUGUGCGCCAUCGCAUUCAAGAGGCCAUGCGCGUGUCCACGCUCUCCAACCCAGACUACUCCACCCCUAUCUACGCAUACAUACGCCCCGUCUUUAAAGACAGCGACAUCAACUAUCUCUCAGAGUAUGACCUGGUGAACACCAUUGGAGAGGCUGCAGCUCUGGGGGCAGCUGGGGUUGUUUCCUGGGGCGACAUGGACAUCACGGACACAGAGGAGACCUGCAUGGCAGCUAGACGUCAUUUGGAAAAAGUUAUGAACCCGUACAUCGUGAACGUCACCACGGCAGCCAAGCUGUGUAGCCGCGCGCUGUGCCGGGAGGACGGGCGCUGCGUGCGGAAGCGCUGGAACAGUGACGCGUACCUCCACCUGGAUCCUCAGCGAUACCGCAUCCGGAUGGGCCACCACGGAGAGCUCUUUGUGAAGGGAGACCUCUCCCAGGACGACAUUGAUUGGUUCGCAUCCAGAUUUGACUGCCUGUGCUACUCGGACACACCUUGCCAGUCUACUCUCGUCCUCAAUGCCAUGAGCAACUUCGUCCACGGCACCGCGAGCCAUCUGACGCUGCUCUCCCUCUCCCUGCUGCUGACCUGCGCUCUCUUCUCCACGCACUUCUGUCUCGGGGUGUAAGACCAACCAAAUCAUGCAUAGGCCUACACAUACACAUACGCAUACACAUACACAUAGGGUACACAUACCAUACGACAUACCCCUACACAUGCAAACCACAUGCGACAAUACAAAUGCAAAAAAAAUAUGAAUCAUUGUGUGUGUGUUAGUCAUUCUUACUGUAGGGGGCGAUAAAGAAUUAUAUUACAGAAUUUCAGAAUUUCCUGCGGGAUAUUUUUAACAAAGUUACACAUAGGAAGAACUGUCAGUUGAUGAUGUAAAGUUACUUUUGUAAUGUUGUCUUACUUUUCUCUUUCGAAUCCAUAGCUCUUUAUAAUGUAAGUAAAAGGUUUUAAUAAAUCAAUGUUCUUUCAAUUUG